AUGGUUGCUAAAAUGACCAACGAAGAAAAGGCGAGCAUCACUACGGGGGCAACGCAUCCGCAGAAUGGCUGCGCUGGCUGGGCUCCCCCUGUUGAGCGGGUUGGCUUCCCUGGCAUGUGUAUGCAGGGAUCGGGCGCGGGUCUCCGUCCUACAGAACUCGUCACGGCCUACGCCGCUCCAAUUUCCAUUGCGGCUUCGUGGAAUGACGAUCUGGCCUUCCACACGGGUUUACACCGCGGGCUUGAGUACGAGUCCAAGGGUGUGAACGUUGCGCUGGAGCCAAUCUGUGGCCCCGUCGGACGCAUCGCCACGAAUGGCCGCAACUGGGAAGGCUAUGGCUCUGACCCCUACCUGACCGGAAAGAUGAACUAUCAGACCAUUCGAGGGAUUCAGAAAAGAGGCACUGUAUUGGCUUGUGUCAAACAUUUCAUCGCGUACGAGCAAGAGACAAAUCGGUUGCCAAUCGGACACAACGAGUCGGUGUCGUCCAACCUUGAUGACCAGACCAUGCACGAGCUGUACCUUUGGCCUUUCAUGGACGCUAUGAAGGCCGAGUCCGGCAGCGUUAUGUGCGCCUAUAACCGCAUUAAUAACUCGUAUGCCUGCCAGAAUAGCAAAGCGAUGAACGGCCUGCUCAAGACGGAGCUGGGCUUUCAAGGCUUUGUCAUGUCGGAUUGGGAAGCCCUGCACGCGGGCUACGAGGCGGCUGAUGCCGGUCUGGAUAUGGUCAUGCCUGAUAGCGGUGGCUUCUGGGGGACGAAUCUGUCUCUGGCCGUCACCAACGGCUCUUUCACUCAGGAGCGUCUCGACGACAUGGCGACGCGGAUCGUGGCCGUCUGGAGCAAAUUUGGCUCUCUCCCAAACCCAGGCCAUGGGGACCCGCCCACUUCUGACUGGACACUACCUCAUAAUCACACCAAUGCGAUGAGCCACGCCUCACAAGGCACUGUGUACCAGGGAGCUCUCGAAGGACAUGUGCUGGUAAAAAAUGUCAACAACGCGCUGCCCUUGAAAAAGCCCACUGUGCUGUCUCUCUUCGGGUACGACGCGGUGGCUCCUGCGGUUGUUGAUCCCGUUAGUAGCACGAAGUGGCGAUUGGGUUACGAGAGCAUUGACUUCAGUGAGGACAUGGCAUUACGCUACUUCAGCGGGUACUGGAGCAAUGGGACGAACAUCUGGCCGAACGGGCCCAGGGCAGGCUACGAGGGAACUCUCAUCACGGGUGGAGGCUCAAGCACAUCCAAUCCUCCCUGGAUUGUGUCACCAUAUGCUGCAUUUGCCCAGCAGGCUCGCGAAGAUCUCACCAUGCUUUCGUGGAACUUCAAGGACCAGGACCCGGGCGUCAUGGGCGGCAGCGAUGCGUGCAUUGUCUUCAUUAAUGAGUUCGCUUCGGAGGGCUUCGACCGCGGUGGGCUGGCGGAUCCGUGGUCGGACGAGCUUGUCCGCAAUGUUGCCAACCAGUGCGACAACACGAUGGUCGUGAUUCACAACGCGGGUAUCCGAGUCGUCGAUGCAUGGAUUGAUCAUCCCAACAUCACGGCCGUUAUUCUGGCUCACUUGCCGGGCCAGGAAGCAGGCAACACCUUGGUGGACCUCAUGUAUGGCAAAUCUUCCCCGUCUGGAAGACUGCCAUACACCAUUCCGAAAAGGGAGUCUGAUUUCGGCCCUCUGCUCGAUCCCACCUAUGCCGAUAGUGGCAGCCAGUAUCACACGCAAGCCAACUUUACCGAGGGUGUUUACAUUGAUUAUAAGCACUUUAUCAAGAACAACAUCACCCCCCGCUAUGCGUUCGGCUAUGGGCUCACCUAUUCCAACUUCACCUAUAGUAACAUGGAGAUCACACUGCGUGACGACAUUGUCCCCUCUUUCGUGGACGCAUACCGGGGCACGUUGAAGACAGCAAACUCCGCCGACAAUGCCACACGCAAUGGAAACAAUACCGAGCGUCUGCCAUGGGGUGGCGCAGCUCCCCUCUGGGAGAACAUCGCUACGGUUACGAUGGAGGUCGCCAACACCGGGCAAGUGGCCGCCGCCGAAGUCGCUCAGCUGUACGUCGGCAUCCCAGGGGCUCCGGAGAAGCAGCUCCGUGGCUACAAGAAGAAGAUGCUAGAUGUGGGUCAGAGGGUGCAGCUUCAGUUCGAGCUCACGCGCAGAGAUCUGAGUGUGUGGAACUCAGCAAAGCAGGGCUGGGAUCUUCAGAGGGGAACCUACAAGAUUUAUGUGGGUAAGAGUGUAUUGGACAUUCCUCUGGAGGGCCGGCUGGAGGUCCGAUAA
This is a messenger RNA of Aspergillus terreus NIH2624, 2274 nucleotides long. Its product is annotated as beta-glucosidase. Lineage: Eukaryota; Fungi; Ascomycota; Eurotiomycetes; Eurotiales; Aspergillaceae. The coding region runs from base 1 to 2274 and encodes 757 amino acids. The transcript is spliced from 2 exons. Gene Ontology annotation, biological process: glucan catabolic process. Gene Ontology annotation, molecular function: beta-glucosidase activity. The record is from RefSeq and is a predicted model, not a curated record.